This is a messenger RNA of Micropterus salmoides (largemouth bass), 3523 nucleotides long. RefSeq names its product membrane-associated ring finger (C3HC4) 9 (gene marchf9). The record is from RefSeq and is a predicted model, not a curated record. Gene Ontology annotation, biological process: protein ubiquitination. Lineage: Eukaryota; Metazoa; Chordata; Actinopteri; Centrarchiformes; Centrarchidae. The transcript is spliced from 4 exons. Gene Ontology annotation, molecular function: zinc ion binding; ubiquitin-protein transferase activity. The coding region runs from base 1505 to 2518 and encodes 337 amino acids.
UCUCUCUCUCUCUCUCUCUCUCACACACACACACACACACACAUUAACAGAGAGGUCCAGUUCGUACUUCGCGGGCUCCCAGUUCAUGUGGCCGCAGCGCGCACGUCAGCAGCAGGGAGAUCAGCACCUGGACAGCGGCGGCUGGUCAAUAAUAAAGCAGCCAGAGCUCCUUCCCUGCCCAGCUGCUGGGAGCACGGGGAGAGGCACAUCACCCAUCGGAGACGGAUGGAUGAGUAAAGAAAUAUAGCGACUUGUUUACAGGAUGACUGUCAGGUAUUUUUUUCUUCUUCUCCCCUUCCGGAAGUAGCUGCUGCGUUGGUUCAAUCUCCAAGCCGACCAUUUCGAGGAGGAAAAUCAGCGCCAGCAGUAUCAUCACCACCAUCUAUGAUCCAAUAAUCAAUGCCAUUACUGCUGUGAAAUUGCUCUCGGAUGCGAAGACAUCUCCAUGCGUCUUCCCCCCCUUUCCGCCCCUCUUUAAUUAGAUAAAUCAGAGGGUGCCUUUUGUAUCAUUCUGCCUCUCUUUGACAUUUCAACGCGCCGUAUUUUUGGCUUGCAAAUGAAAUGCUGAUGGACAUCGAGCGAAGAUGGGAAAACAUGGGGCUUUCGGGUGUUUUUGUGCUAUGUUUCCAGCUAGGCGUCCUCAGUAAAAAAUGCAAAUGAAAAGGAUUGUGUUUUUGAUCUCGACGUGGAUUGUCGGGCUGAAUGGCACGGAUUCUUCGUGGAUCAACCAGAGGCUUUACAAAAAGGAGAUGAAAUAGAGAGAGAGAGAGAGAAGACGGGGAAAAUGGACCAUGAUCUGACGCUUGGGAUGCUACAGUGAGGGACAAUGAAAAAAACAACAGACAUAUUAUAAUCACAUCCGAAUCAAACUUCCAUUUCAUCUUCCGCAUCCUUUUUUCUUUUUGGAUUAUGAUUCUUGACAAGAGUCCCAGAUGUGACUGUAUGGGUGGCAUGUCGUUGUAUUUUACAUCCCAUCUUCUAUUUCCUGGCUCUGUGUUGCUCUCUCUUCCACUCGUCCACUCUCUCGCAGUCUUCUGCUUUGGGUAGCAAAAACAUGUAGGCUAUUUUUUGCUGCAAGCCCAGUGCAUCUAAAAAAAAAAAAGGUGUCUUUGAGAGGAACGGUGAAGAAAAAUGGACUGGAAUAAAAAAAAAAAAACCCGUACAAGUUGUAAUGUUUUCUGGGGUGCGAUGGAAGAUGCAUAUAGACAGCGUUUGUUGAGUUGUUUUGAGUAAUGAAUAUUGAAAGAGUGUGUCGGCCGGCUGAAAGGGAAAAUCUUUCAUCCGCAUUGGCUUAGACACACAUGCCAUCAGUGGGGCGAGAGCCUUUAUUUCUCUGGAUCUCCAAUUAAUAGGUGUUACUGAAAAUGCUACAAUAAAGAUGAACAUAUCAGGUGUAUGAAUAAUAAUAACAAUAAUAAUAUUAAUAAUAAUAGAGGGAGAGGAGAAAGGACAAAAACACUUAAUUUAUUUAUUCCAGUCUGGCGGGUUCUGUAUGUAGCCAAACAUGUUCAAGUAUCGGAUCCGCAUGUUUUUUAACGAACUGAAAGUCCUGGUGUUUAUGCGAUCCGAUUCGAGACAGUCCGGCUCAGACACAGAUAGACGGUCCACCACCAUGCGAGGUCUGGGGAUGGGCGGCUGCGGUUGGCCGCCUUUCGUCGACUGCCAUUCCCGGGAUGACGAGGAGGAGUACUACGGCAGCGACCCGCGGCCCCGGAGCCUGGCGUUUGAGGACAAGGAGCCCAAGCUGCAAGUGGGCCUGGACGCCGUGUCUCUGGCCAGCACCGCCAGCAGCCUGCGGACCCCCCAGUGCCGGAUCUGUUUCCAAGGCCCAGAGCAGGGUGAGCUGUUGAGCCCCUGCCGCUGUGACGGCUCGGUCCGCUGCACCCAUCAGCCCUGCCUCAUCCGCUGGAUCAGCGAGAGAGGCUCCUGGAGCUGCGAACUCUGCUACUUCAAGUACCAGGUCCUGGCCAUCAGCACCAAGAACCCUCUGCAGUGGCAGGCCAUCUCUCUGACGGUGAUUGAGAAGGUGCAAAUAGCGGCCAUUAUUCUGGGUUCCCUUUUCCUCAUUGCCAGCAUCUCCUGGCUCAUCUGGUCCUCCCUCAGCCCCUCGGCCAAGUGGCAACGUCAGGACCUGCUCUUCCAAAUCUGCUACGGCAUGUACGGCUUCAUGGAUAUCGUCUGCAUAGGCCUCAUCAUCCAUGAGGGAUCGUCAGUGUAUCGAAUCUUCAAACGAUGGCAGGCUGUCAAUCAGCAGUGGAAAGUACUAAACUAUGAGAAAUCAAAAGACUUGGGCGACCCGUUGAGUUCGAGCAGCAAGACGGGGGCUCGUGGCUCUCGUGGUAACCCGCACGGUCUGGCCAGCGGCAGUGGUGGGCGACAGAGCAGGAGGUUAAGAACUAUUCUGAACCACCACUGUGGAUACACCAUCUUGCACAUCCUGAGCCAACUAAGGCCCAACGACCCGCGGAUCAGCGCCGCCGCCAACCGGGAGGUGGUGAUGAGGGUCACCACUGUAUGAGUCGGACCAGGCAUGUGUGAUGGGAUAGACCUUAUCUUUGUGUCCAGAUGUAAAUGAGAGGACGGACUUAUGGACCUAAUAGUAAACACUAAAAACUCAUGUAGGCAACAGGAGCCCUGCGAGGAGCUGGGUGAAGCCCUACAGACAGCACACACUUGAGGAUUUCUCCUCUUGUUUCGUACAACAAAAGGAAAACAGAUGCUCCUUUUCAAUAAUUAAAGAAGUGAUGAAAACAGGGAUGAAAAAGCAAAGACAUCAAACAUGACAUGUGAGGCGGGAGGGGUGGGGUGGGGGUAUAAACAGGCUUUAUAACCUAAUCCAAGACGAUGAGACGUUUUUUCCAGUUCAAUAUCAGGAUGUAUCAGGAGACAUUUUUUCUUUGAUUUGAUCCUCUUGGUUUGAUUUAUAUCUAUUCUUUCUUUUUUUUUUACUCACUUUGAUUUUGUACGGACAUAUGAUUUUAGAGGAAAUCAUGUAACUCCAUACAUGCCAGGCCUUUCCAGACAACAAUGUAUAAUGAUCUUAAAAAUUUCUACAAGCUAACCGAUGCUGGUAAAUAGACCGAAAACUGAAACAAACAAACCAACAUGAGGGAAACACAAAGGUGACAACGGAACAAUAAGUCAUUACAAGUAAAAGAAAAAAAAUAAGAAAAAAAGAAAAAGACUAAAGAAACAAUAAGAUUUAAGUGACACUUAACCUUUCUGCAAUAAAGAGACAUAUGUACAUUUCACAGGGAAUUUUGCAUGGGUAUAUAAUUUUAUUCUUCAUCACAUAAGCACAUGACAAAUUUGCUCUUUUUCGAAUGGUGCUUGCCAAAAUAAACACUUUAAAAACAUCUGAUUUCAUUGCACCAACGUUUUGUCAACAUGACAAAUGGCAGUGUGUUACAGCUAUUUCAGCUAAAAUACAGAUUGUUGCUGCUGUGUGCUGAUUCAGAUUUGAUAAUAAGUUAACUAUUGGAUUAAAAACUGGGAUCAGAUGAUCUCUUACUAUUCAGUCUCA